This is a messenger RNA of Scophthalmus maximus (turbot), 4261 nucleotides long. RefSeq names its product WASP like actin nucleation promoting factor b (gene waslb). NCBI's taxonomy places the organism in Eukaryota, Metazoa, Chordata, Actinopteri, Pleuronectiformes, Scophthalmidae. The record is from RefSeq and is a predicted model, not a curated record. Gene Ontology annotation, molecular function: microtubule binding; actin binding. Gene Ontology annotation, cellular component: cytoplasm; endoplasmic reticulum membrane; nucleus. The transcript is spliced from 12 exons. The coding region runs from base 346 to 1914 and encodes 522 amino acids. Gene Ontology annotation, biological process: actin filament organization.
ACUCGUCCGGACACUGCCAUGUUGGAUGGAGCGGGCUGCGGGCUCUCUCACGGACACACUUCCCAGGAAAGUUUUUAACGUUGAACGCCGUCUCCCAGCCGCUGCUCGACCGACCCAGUUUGGAAGCGCAGCGGGACACAGCACGGGUUUUUCUUAUAACGACGUACAUACUUCUCGUCUACCCGAGUCUCGGCGCCCCCCCCCCCCCCCCGGGAUAAAGCGAACCGGUGCGAAAGGGGGUCGCAGGAAGGCCACGGAUGACCGAGGGGACUGUUUAUGUAUCAUUGUGGAGCUCGUAGAACGAGUUAGAGUCGGUGCAUACUUUAUAAAAACCGAUCGCCAGUUAUGAGUGGACAUCCGCCGCAACGGCGGCAAUCAAAUGUCGGCUCCAUACUGCUGACCCCGCAGGAAAACGAGUGCCUCUUCAACCACCUCGGCAGGAAAUGCAUCUCAUUGUCUUCAGCAGUGGUCCAGGUGUACACAGCCGAUAGGAACUCCAGCUGGAACAAGAGAUGCUGCGGGGUGGCCUGUCUGGUCAAAGACAACCCGCUGCGCUCCUACUUCAUCAGGGUCCUUGACAUCAAGGAUGGCAAGACGACGUUUGAACAGGAGCUGUACAACAACUUCAGCGUCCACACCACCAAACCCUACUUCAUCACAUUUGCCGGAGAUUCAUGCCAAGUGGGUCUGAACUUUGCCAGUGAGGAGGAGACCAAGCGUUUUCACAACCAUCUGACGGAGCUAAUGGGGAAACGACAGAGGAAAAGCGAGAAGAGACGCGACCCUCCAAAUGGUCCCGCGUUGCCCAUGGCCACUGUCGACAUCAAAAACCCGGAGAUCAACAGUGUCCAUCGUUACCAUAACAACUCUCAGGUGAACAACAUUGUGCACUCCUCCUUCCCCAAGAGGGAGAAGAAGAGCAAGGGGAAGAAGAAGAGGCUGACCAAGGCGGAUAUCGGCACACCGAGCAACUUCCAGCACAUUGGGCACGUAGGAUGGGAUCCAAACACCGGCUUUGACUUGAAUAACUUGGACCCAGAACUAAAGAACUUAUUUGACAUGUGUGGCAUCUCCGAGGCUCAGCUGAAGGACAAGGAGACCUCGAAGGUCAUCUACGACUUCAUCGAGAAGAAAGGAGGCGUUGAGGCUGUCAAAAAUGAGCUACGGAGACAAGGUCCGCCCAGGUGGAGUGCUCCUCCACCUCCCCCAUCCAGAGGUGGCCCUCCGCCUCCCCCGCCCCCGCACCACAGUUCAGCCCCUCCUCCCCCUCCUCCGGCACGGGGGCGAGGUGCCCCACCACCUCCUCCCCCCUCCAGGGCCCCCAUCUCUACACUCCCUCCUCCCCCUCCAUCUCGGCCAGGCAUAUCAGCUCCGCCGCCGCCCCCUCCUCCAAGCCGGGGCUUUCUCCCGCCUCCCCCUCCGCCAGCUCAUGCCUCACUUCCUGUGGCGCCUCCGCCGCCUCCCCCUCCUCCCCCCUCAUCCUCAACUCCAUCCAGUACCGGUGCACCGCCGCCUCCCCCUCCUCCUCCCCCACCCCCUGGCCCACCACCCCCUGCUCCUCCGCUGCUCACGGAGGCUAACGGAGGGGACAGCAGCGUGUCCUCGUCCGUCGGCCCGUCGGCACUGCUGAAUCAGAUCCGAGAAGGCACCAACUUGAAGAAGGUGGAGCAGAAAGAGAGGCCAGUGUCCAACACUGGCAGGAACGCACUUCUGGACCAAAUCCGACAAGGAAUCCAACUUAAAGCGAGAGAUGACAACACUGACUCAACUCCUUCCACCCCAGCCCCCUCGGCAGGCAUUGUAGGAGCCCUGAUGGAGGUGAUGCAGCAGAGGAGCAAGGCCAUUCACUCUUCAGAUGAGGACGAUGACGAUGAAGAUGAUGAGGACUUUGAGGAUGAUGAAUGGGAAGACUAGUGAUUUGUUUGUUUUUUUGUUUUUCCUCCCUUUCCCAACUCCCGAAUGUUUAUGACACUAAAAAUUGUUCUCGUCUUUCUAAAAAGAAAUCUUUAAUUUCAAAAAUUAUAAAUGUAAAUGUUCUAGCAAUUUUGCUGUAUAUUUUUGUUGCCUUUGUGCUUUUUUUUUAUUAAUCUGUGCAAUACCUCAGUUAAUCUGUAAAUGUUUGUCAUUCUCAUAUCUUAGGUUUUUUUGUCCGUUGUCUUCAUCAUGUAUGUCCGUUAGCUCCAUCUCUGUAUCUCGAUAGUAAUAUGUCUCAUCUGUCAUUUUAACUGUCCUCUUUGUAUCUGUUUCUCCUCCUCCCACAUCCCCAUUGCUUCGAUGUUAAUCACCUCCAUCUGUCAUUCAGCCUCCCAUCGCACAUGUUCCCUUCUCGUCACUCGCCCAUAUUCCCAGUCCCUUGAUCAUCAUGUUCAAUUUUACAUCAAGUUUUUGUUUGUUUUUUCCUUUGGUCAGUGAUUUAAGGGAGGACUCGCAAAACAAGUUGCCACAAAUCCUUCAUAAAUCAUGUCAUCAUUGUUCGUCUGGAGAAAAAAAAAUUGAAAACUAUUUUCAUACCCAAUUGCUCUGUAGUUUAUUUGUACUUAUUCAAAUGAUCCUAGUUUAGCACUCAUAUUUUCUUAAAACAAAGAAGAGGAAGAAAAAAGAAAAUGAUCCUUUUUUUGGAAUAUUUAGCUUAAUUUUCUGUCUACUGUAAAUAUGCUCAAGAGUUUGAGUCUUGUUAUAUUUUUGCACAGAUAGAAAGUGGAGACUUGCUGAAUCAAUACAGGAUAUUUUCAGGUCUGUAUAUUCAUGGAACAUGAAUAUGCUUUAAGUAAUGGGGCAAAUUAAACAUUUUUAGCCGUUAACAAACCACACUACAUACAGUAAACACAUGGAGGUAGCCCACAUUCUUAUGACUGGCUAUCAAUUGUGAAUUGUAGUUUCUUUUUUGUCAUUCUCACACUACAGAUUCAGUUUUUGGGGUUUUUUGUUCUUUUUUACAGUAGCAAGCAGAAUGUUAAUAAAUGCCUGUUUGUUGGAAUCGGGUUAUUCAUCAUGUGAAGCUUGAGGAAUAAAGAUAUUUUAGUUUUACAUACCUGAUGCUUAUAAUGUGUCCAUUAGCUAAAUUACUGUACAGAUCAGCGGGACUAAAGUUGUAGACACUAAGUGCUUAUACAAUUAGGGACAACAGUUAGGUCCAUGGCAUUAUUCAAGCAGCUGUCAACAUUGUCUCGACUAACUACUUCAUGAGGUGAAACAUAGGAAGCGCUUCAAUAGAAGUCCAGCCAGUGGUCUAUUUCUCCCUGCUAAGAACUAAUAAUCCGAUGUCGACUUUGUAUUUUAUCCACAUAAAUAAUAUUUCCCCAAUUAUUUUUGGAAUAUGCUUUGUUCAAACAUGGAUUCGCCACAGAGCUAAGUAUUGUGAAUGCUAGAUUGUUCCAUCAGUCACGGGAAAAGAUGAAAUGGAGCGAGACAAAGUACAUCUGUCGCUUGUUUCUUACACUACAUUCUUACAUUAUGGCCUAAUGUGGAGACUAGAUGACCAAGUGUGGCUUGCGAACCAACCAGCGUCUGUCUUUAAAGCGAGACUACGUAACUUUUGCAAUUGCACGUGACAAUUAUUGUAAAGUGCCUAAUGCUCAAAUCUGCUGAAAUAGCAACUCCAAUUGAUGAUUGGUCAUCAUGAAGCAAUGUCCGUCUGUUGUCAGCUAACAUUGUCCAGCACAUGCUUACUGGUCUUACAAGUCCAAACAACACUGCACAGCUAAACCUCUGCGUGAAUUUAAAUAAAUAAGUGUAAAUUUUAUUUUAUUGGUUAAUUAAGAGGAAAAAAAAAUGUUAUUUAUUCUUCGAAAAGUUGCUUUGUCUCGCUUUAAAUCUCCACAUUGAAAUGCUAAGAGCUAAUCGGCAUAGCAGCCAUGUUAGCUUUACAGAAACCCACCAUGCUAACGAGCAGCAUGCUCAUACCGCUACCAAUAUUUUUGGGGUUAUAGAGGAGAAACAUGUAUCUCCCACAGUAUGACAACGGAAAGUGAAAAUGCCAGAAUUAAAUGCUGAAACGUCUCAACGCUCUUUUUUUGGUUGUUUUUUUGCUUCAGUUUUCCUGUUAGCCAAAAGAGGAACAUUGGCGUUCAAUACAAAUUGCCACUAGUUUGACCUCUUGCGUCGCAUAUCAAGAUACUUUAUUUGGGCCAUGUUUUCGCUGAUGUUGCUAUCUGUAGGUAACUCGGUUUAUGACAUAUAAAUGCCAAGCCCUAUCAAAGAGGCCUGACAAAAUUAUGAUCUCUUACAUUGUACACUCCAAUAAAAAGUUGAUAUUUACAUA